Messenger RNA from Sinocyclocheilus rhinocerous, 2193 nucleotides. Its product is annotated as transmembrane protease serine 13-like. The transcript has 10 exons. Gene Ontology annotation, biological process: proteolysis. Bases 1 to 1335 code for a protein of 444 amino acids. NCBI's taxonomy places the organism in Eukaryota, Metazoa, Chordata, Actinopteri, Cypriniformes, Cyprinidae. Gene Ontology annotation, molecular function: serine-type endopeptidase activity. The record is from RefSeq and is a predicted model, not a curated record. Gene Ontology annotation, cellular component: membrane.
AUGGAUAAUUUUCGUAAGGGUGGAGCUGAUCUUUGCAGGAAGAAGGACCCUCCGCCACCAUACUACUCUGUGGCAGCGGACCCACAGACGCCUCCUAUGACCUAUGAGGAGGUAAUUUGUCAGGACAAAUAUGGGUUCACACAGAAACCUGUGCCGUACUAUGUUCCAAAGUAUCCAGCACCAGUAAAGGUAGACGCCGUCAUCAUCACUACACAGCAUGUCGUUGUUCCUACAAAAAGGCAAAAGUCUUGUGGACGGAGUGCCAAGUGUUGGGGUGGAUGGGUAGGUGCGCUGCUGGUAUUGGCUCUCAUUGGACUGGCCAUCUGGCUUGGAGUGCGUUAUGGAUCCAAGUCGAAUUCUGGACAUUAUGAGAAUGACUGCAGGGGACAAGAUUGCAAAGAACAGGAACAUGACAGUGAUUGCAGAGGAAAAGACUGCAAGGAACAGGAAAAUGACAGCGACUGCAGAGGAAAAGACUGCAAGGAACAGGAACAGGAACAUGACAGCGAAGAAGAACACCACAGGACGCAAGAUGGCACGAGUGUACCUGACACCUGCUCCAACUCUUCCAAGCAGUGUGAUGGCAUCCAAAACUGCCAACAGGCCGCCGAUGAGGCAAACUGUGUGAGAUUUGGUGAAGGUGGAGUGUUGCAGGUCAGAACUGCUCAGGAUGGUCGAUUCCUUCCAGUGUGUUAUCAGGGAAUGGAUCAGAGUUAUGCUGACCAGAUCUGUGAACAGCUGGGCUUUAGAAGCUCAAUGAGGAAUUCUGGAAAUUGGCGUGUCUAUGCUGGGGCUAUUUCCCAGAGUGCCCUUCAGAUACCCUACCUUGUGAAGAAGAUCAUAGUGAAUGAGAACUACAACAGUAACAACAAUGAUUAUGAUGUCGCCUUGCUGAAACUCAGUAGUCCUGUUACCUUCUCCAGCACUGUGCAGCCAGUAUGCUUUCCUACAUUUGACCAAACCUUUUCUGAUGGAUCAGAGUGCUGGACAUCUGGCUUUGGGACAACACAAGAGGGAGCAGGCCGUGCCUCUACAAGCCUCAUGGAAGUGACAGUGAAUAUCAUCAACACGCGUCUGUGUAACAGCAGUCAGGUGUACCGUGGGGCCAUCACCAAUAAUAUGAUAUGUGCCGGUGAUAUGAAUGGGGGCCGGGACUCCUGUCAGGGGGACAGUGGAGGUCCGCUGGUGUGCAAGGGGGAUAAUAACCGCUGGUAUCUGGCUGGAAUUACGAGUUGGGGAGCUGGAUGUGGACAAAGACAAAGACCAGGAGUAUAUAGCAGAGUGACCAGCCUUCUGCCCUGGAUCUACAGCAAGAUGCAGCAAGAGAAGCCCUGAUGCCUCUUUUCUGUAUGAUGUGUCCAUUCCUGAGGACAACAGUGGACACAGCGAAAAAGAUGAAGGACAGAGCAAUGCACUUUGACAUGGGACAAUGUUGCAAUAUAUGUAGCCACAAUUGGACAAAGAAAAACAGACUUUAUUAAUCCCACAUUCUCAAGAAAGAAAACAAUAACACAACUCAACCUGGGAAAAGCAGAGCUGCAGGCAUUGAGGACCCGGUGGUCUACUUCUGUCGCUGUGCUUUCCUCAUUCUUUUCUUUGCAUUUUUACUGUAAGUUCAGGGCACAGCUGCUGAGUCUGAGCCUUUGUUGCCUCUUUGUAUUGGUAUACUUGGUACUUGGUAUCCUUGCACCGAUUCUACAAAAUAAUAUUGGGAAUAUUCUGAAAAUAUGUAUUUAAUAACCAAAGGGGUGUUCAUUUUGUUUGAAAAUCAGUGUCUAUGAGCUACGAUAAAAUGUGGUUGUAUUGUUUUAGCCUAUGUGAAGGGUUCGUCCUUUUCUAUUUCUGAUUCAUAAUGUUUCUUUAUAAAUCAUGCCAAAAUGGAUACAGUAAGAGCUUUAUUCUCCGAUUGCAACAAAUUAAUAUAUACGGGAGAAUGGGGCUAGCUAUGAAAAAUGCUGUAUCUCAUUAGGCUGUAACUACUAUGGCACAUUCAGAUUUCCAGUGCAACACUUCAGCUGAAAGAGUGUGAGGUAAGAUAUGUAAACAAUUUUGGCAACUAUUUUACAAUAAAAAUGUUACACAACCAAAACUAAUAUCCAGUUAUGCAAGCUACACUACUUUUGUCAAAUUUUGCCAUUUUGAAUUAAAAUAUAUAAUUUAAGUGAUUAAUGUAAUGCAAUUGAAUGUGACAUA